Messenger RNA from Cuscuta campestris, 3156 nucleotides. The record is from the annotation of a GenBank genome assembly. NCBI's taxonomy places the organism in Eukaryota, Viridiplantae, Streptophyta, Magnoliopsida, Solanales, Convolvulaceae.
GGGCAUUUUUUGAACGAAUGUCCAAAAUGGGAUCAAAAGGAACAGAUUGCAAACUUGAUUGAAGAUGAUGAACCAACGUUGUUGUGAAGAUCAGUGUGAACAAACAACGAUUAAGGGCGUGAUUGUUAGAUUUAAUCGGGUUUGUUCACAUAUAACCGAAUGGGCAUCUUCUCUUCCGCACGCAGAGGUCAUCUUCUCGAUCUUCUCAGGCCAGGGCGUUGUUCUCUUCUCCAGCUUCACUCCGUCAUCUUCAAGGUUUUAAUAAAAAAACAUGGAGGUUUUGAAGUAUAAUGAUGUGAUUCUUAGACCUUCAGACAUUGAUGUUUUAGAGAACCCUUGCUUCCUGAACGAUCAAGUCAUUGCGUUCUACUUCAGUUACUUGUCUUCUCUGUGCAGUGAAGAUGAUAUUGCCUUUGUCCCACCUGUGGUGUCCUUUUGGUUGGCAAACUGCGACGUCAAAAGUCGCAAAGAUGCUGUGGAACCCCUCAAAUUAGGCAGCAAGCGCCUUGUUCUAUUCACCGUCAACAAUAAUGAAGAUUUGGACAAGGGUGAGGGUGGAACACAUUGGAGUAUCCUCAUAUUCGACAGAACUAAAAACUCCUUCCUACAUCUGGAUACUUUGAAAGGGGUUAAUCAUGCCCAUGCCUUUAAGCUCUAUGAUUCUGUGAAGCAAUACGUGGGUGUGCCAUCGGCCUCAAUAAAGGAGAGGGUUAAGAAUAAAAACAAGAACAAGAAGAAGAGCAAAGCUGCUUCCGUUGCUGCCACAGAGUGGCCAAGGCUGUUUCUGAUUUUUAUCUUUGUGACAAACCUGUCAAAGAGAGGGACUGGCUGUCCUUCGUUGCAAGAAAUGUUGAUGAUUCUGUUGAGUUGGGGACCUUUAGACAAGAGAUCAGGCGACUCAUUGAAGAUUUACGAAACAGCCACUGAUGAUAUGUUUGGCUGCAUGCUAAGGAAUGGGAAAGAAACCCUCCCCUACGUUGAGCAGAAUGGGUUCACGUAUUUUCUUGAAUGGCUCGGUGGAUCUGUAAGUAUUGGAGGUGCACUUCCAAAAUAUGAUGGUGGUUUUGUGAAAGUGGUUCGUAAUGCAUUGUAUGAUGAGUGGGGUAUGAUGCUAUUAAAGCAUCAUAUUGAGGUAUUUGGUUUUAAAAAUUGGGAAGAUGUUACUGUGUAUGCUAUUACUGAAGCUGGAUUGAAGGAGUUAGUCAGUGAUAAUGAUGCUUGGGAGUUGGUUGGAGUAAAAAACUUACCUUCUGUAAUUGAAAUAUGGGUGGUCACAGCUCGAGGCACAAGAGACAUUGCCGGGGAGCAAACUGCUGAUGAGUAUGGAGAUGAUGAAGAAGAUGAUUCUGAAACAGAUGCUGAUGAGGAGUUUGAAGAGACAGAUGAUGAAGUAGAUGAUUUCCUUUUUGAUUCUAAUGUGGACAACACAUUAGAAUUUGGCGGGGUAGGCAAUCAAGGCUGUACUUGGAAGUAUUACAACAAGAUGAUGAACUCCACACGUCUUGCAAAGAGAUGGAAGGGCGAAAUGAAAUUCCAUUCAAAUUGGAAGGUGAAAGACUUUCAGAAGCAUGUACAAACACAUGAAAAGUGUCACCUUUCAUACAAACAAGCAUGGAGGGCACUUAAAGUGGCAUAUGAAGAUGAUCAUGGACUUGCAGAAGAGGAGUAUAGAUAUGGUGGAGGGAAGUUUGGAGGGACAAUGCUAGUGGCAAAUGGAGUAGACAGUAAUGAGAAUAUCUUUCCACUUGCUUAUGCCAUUGUGGAGGGUGAGAACAAAGAAUCUUGGACAUGGUUUCUAGACCUUCUCACAUUAGAUUUAGAGCUAAAUGAUUAUAAGGAACCAACUUUUACAUUCAUGUCAGAUAAGCAAAAGGGUUUGUUACCUGCAUUUGAGGAUGUCAUUCCGAGAGCAAUGCACAAAUUUUGUGUAAGACAUCUAGAAGGGAACUUCAAAAAUGCUGGGUAUUCUGGAGAGGCAUUGAAAGACCUCUUAUGGGAGGCUGCUAAGGCAACUACUGUGUCUCAAUAUGAGGAGGUUAUGAGGAAAAUAAAGGAUGAAGAUGUUGCAGCGUAUGAUUGGUUGGUUGGUAAACAGGCUUCAGAGUGGUCCAGAUCCCAUUUUCACAUUGCACCCAAGAGUGAUAUCCUGACCAAAAAUAUUUGUGAGUCAUACAAUCGAGUUUUAAAAGAAGCUAGGUCUCAAACCCUCAUUAGGUGCCUGGAAAACAUAAGGGAAAUGCUGAUGAAAAGAUUCUUUGAUUUGCGGGAAAAGGCUGAAAACUGGAAGGGUUUGUUGUGUCCCACAGUUGCCUCUAAAGUAGCCAUAAAUUCAAAACUUGCUGGUGGUUAUACUGCAAUUCAAAGUGACAUAUCCCUAUUUGAAGUUAAGGGAUAUAGGGCAAAAAAUUGGGAACAACAUGCAGUAGAUUUGGUUGAACGGAGUUGUACAUGCAAUGUUUGGCAGUUGACAGGGAUACCUUGUGCACAUGCUAUAUGCGCAAUAUGGAUACAGAGACAGCAGUAUAGAAAAGAGGUUGAGGAGUAUGUAGAUGAGUACUAUUUUGUUCAAACAUAUAAAGAGGCUGCAGCGAAACAGAAGAAAUCACAGAGAAAACUUCUAAAGAGAAGGAUGUUAAAGGCUGCUCGAAAACCAGGUCAAGAGGAAGCUGCAUCUAAUAGUAUCUUUGAGACAGAAAUAUCAGUUCAAGAAACCACAGAACCAUGGUGGGCUGAUUUGCCAGUUGAACCAGACAUAUGCUCUGAAAAUUUCAUCUUCAUCCCAACACCAACAACUCAAGAUAAUGAAAACCAAGAUGGGAACAAUGGCAUGUGUUUUAUUCCAACACCAACUGCUGCUCCUAGUGCUGCUGGUCCUAACCCCCCAAGAGAAACCGUUGUGCAAUCCCCCAUCACCCAAGUGUCUGCUGCUCCUAGUUCCUCAAAGAGACAUAAGAGGGAGGUUGUGAGUCCUAGACGAAAACCAUAUCUCACUAGGUCGUCUCUAAAGACAAGGUUCAGGAACACGCCAAAUGACCCGUUGGUCGUUGAUUAGGGACAAAAAUGGUUUCUGUUUUUUGCUGGGUUUGAUGCCCUCUUUUGCUUGGAUUCUGUUUUUUGCUGGGUUUGAUGCCCUCUUAUGCUGGGAUUCUGUUUUUU